AUGACUGCGUGGGACGGAGUGAUGCCCUUUUACCCCCAACCCAGGCACGCCGCGGGCUUCAGCGUCCCGCUGCUCAUUGUCAUCCUGGUAUUCUUGUGCUUAGCGGUCAGCUUCCUGCUCAUCUUGCCUGGGAUUCGUGGCCACUCGCGCUGGUUCUGGUUGGUGAGAGUUCUCCUUAGUCUGUUCAUCGGUGCAGAAAUUGUGGCUGUGCACUUCAGCGGAGACUGGUUCGUGGGAGGAGUGUGGACCAACACAUCCUACAAAGCCUUCAGUACAGCCCGUGUUCAAGUCCACGUCGGUCUGCAUGUGGGACUGGUGGGCGUCAAUAUUACACUCAGAGGAACACCCGUGCAGCAGUUGAAUGAGACCAUUAACUACAAUGAGCGGUUCACUUGGCGUCUGGACGAAGACUACACCAAGGAGUACGCUGAUGCCCUGGAGAAGGGACUGCCGGACCCAGUGCUAUACCUGGCAGAGAAGUUUACACCCAACAGCCCUUGCGGGCUGUACCACCAGUAUCACCUGGCAGGACACUAUGCUGCAGCAACGCUGUGGGUGGCGUUCUGUUUCUGGAUCAUCGCCAACGCGCUGCUGUCCAUGCCCGCCCCGCUCUACGGCGGCCUGGCCCUGCUCAGCACCAGCGCCUUCACGCUCUUUGGCGUCUUCGCCUUCGCCUCGAUCUCCAGCGUGCCACUCUGCCCCUUCCGCCUGGGUUCCGCCGCCCUCACGCCUCACUACGGCGCCUCCUUUUGGGUCACGCUGGCCACCGGCAUCCUAAGCCUCCUCCUCGGAGCGGCGGUGGUGAUUCUCCACUACACUUGGCCCAGUGCUCUUCGCUCCUUUCUGGAUCAAAGUGACAAAGACUGUAGCAGUCAGGCGAAAGGGAAAUCGCUUCUCAUCUUGGACAACCCGCAACACAAGCAGUUCGAGAACCCAGAUUUAAAUAUUACCACUGUCCUGUGAAGAGAACUAACUCCGGAUUCCUACCUCCUUGGGAUCCCGCAGACCUG
This is a messenger RNA of Chionomys nivalis (European snow vole), 1010 nucleotides long. RefSeq names its product dual oxidase maturation factor 2 (gene Duoxa2). The transcript has 6 exons. Gene Ontology annotation, biological process: protein transport. Bases 1 to 963 code for a protein of 320 amino acids. Lineage: Eukaryota; Metazoa; Chordata; Mammalia; Rodentia; Cricetidae. The record is from RefSeq and is a predicted model, not a curated record. Gene Ontology annotation, cellular component: endoplasmic reticulum membrane.